Ceraceosorus guamensis is the source of this 1638-nucleotide messenger RNA. RefSeq names its product S-adenosyl-L-methionine-dependent methyltransferase. Gene Ontology annotation, cellular component: mitochondrion. Bases 188 to 1345 code for a protein of 385 amino acids. The record is from RefSeq and is a predicted model, not a curated record. Gene Ontology annotation, molecular function: S-adenosylmethionine-dependent methyltransferase activity. The transcript is spliced from 6 exons. Gene Ontology annotation, biological process: mitochondrial respiratory chain complex I assembly. NCBI's taxonomy places the organism in Eukaryota, Fungi, Basidiomycota, Exobasidiomycetes, Ceraceosorales, Ceraceosoraceae.
AUACAAAAAUCGCGAGCCUAUCUCACUCUCAUUUGACUCAAAGCACAGAAUUCUUCGGGCUCGCCCCUGGUGACUCUCCCCUCAUUUCGAACGUCUGCACUAUCCAGCUCUCUCACGAGCUGUCGGCGUAUCCGCCAGCCUCGCUCCGCCCUCGCCUUUCGGCCAGUCUUCUAUUUUGGGUCGCAUGAUGCUACGUCCGCGCACUCUCGCGUCCUCAUUUAGAGGGGCUUUGCGUCCACUACCAGCAUACAAUGCAGCGCCUGCCGGCUUGCAGCAAUCUGGCAUCCUCGCCACAAGCGCACGGUCCGCAUCGACGACAAGCUCCGGCUCAUCAGGCGCGAAUCCGGCACCUGGUCCACCUCGACCUGGCAGCCCGUUCGUCAUCUUCGAUCGAGCAGCCAAAGCGAAUCAGCGCAGCCGGGCUUCGAAGAGAAGAAGGAUUGCUAGUGACGGCUCGCAAUGGACGGGAGAGCCGGGUGAGCCUUCCAGAGACACGGACUAUGUCAAGCACGUCAUUGCAGAGAGUAUGGCUGAGCGUGUCUUGGACAUCAAGCGUCCUUUGGACACGAUUGUUGAGCUCGGAGCUGGUGCUGGCUUUCUCCGUCAUUACCUGGACCCAGCGGGAUCGGGCUGCAAGAAGAUCAUCAUGUGUGACACCAGCGAGGAGGCGUUGUGGAGAGAUGCUCACUUGGAUAGCAAAUAUCCGUUCGAGAUAGAGCGGCUGGUAGUCGACGAGGAGCAGCUGCCAUUCGAGGAAGACAGCGUCGACUGCAUUGUCUCGAUGGGCGCACUCCACUGGACCAACGAUCUGCCUGGUGUGCUGAUCCAGGCUCGCAAGGCGCUGAAGCCCGACGCCCCGUUUCUCGGCUCAAUGCAUGGCGGAGAGACGCUCUUCGAGCUGAGAACGAGUCUGCAGCUUGCUGAGCAAGAACGGGAGGGCGGCAUUUCUCCCAGAGUGUCUCCGAUGACGGACACUCGCGACAUGUCUACCUUGCUCACUAGGGCAGGAUUCGCCAUUCCGACGGUUGAUUUGGACGAGGUGGAGAUUCAGUAUCCCAGCAUCUUCGAAUUGAUACAUGAUCUGAGAGAUAUGGGAGAGAGCAACGCCGUCAUCAACCGACGCGGAUCUCUGCGAAGAGACACGCUCAUCGCAGCCAGUGCUAUCUACGAAGCUCUUCACACAAGCCCAGAGGUGGACGACAUGGUGCCAGCUACCUUUGCUAAUAUUUACUUUAUCGGAUGGAAGCCAGCCCCUACUCAAGCGCAACCCCUCAAGCGAGGCAGCGCAACGGACAGCCUCAAGGACGCCCUCGCGGACCAGGAGGUGGGCAUCGAGAAAAAGUAGCUAGGCUUCUUGAUACAUGCUACGAAUAAGAAUCAGAGCAUUUGGCAGAAGGUGUCCCAGCUUCUCGGAGCGCGAUUGCCCACUCCGCAGCGCCUGAUGACGGUGUGAUCUUGACUGCUUGGCUCGCACAUUCAGCGGAAUCUCAUUUAAGAAGGCACCUUCUCUGCGUAAGCAAACUUUUUGCAGAGCGAACUUUUUAUCAAACGUUCAAAAUUCAAACAAACCUGCAUGUGCACAUGCCUUAAUCUGUCCAAGAUGUUGCUCAAGGUUGCUUCUGCAUUCAAAAAUUGGGC